Dichomitus squalens LYAD-421 SS1 is the source of this 555-nucleotide messenger RNA. RefSeq lists its product as uncharacterized. The coding region runs from base 1 to 555 and encodes 184 amino acids. The transcript has 3 exons. Lineage: Eukaryota; Fungi; Basidiomycota; Agaricomycetes; Polyporales; Polyporaceae. The record is from RefSeq and is a predicted model, not a curated record.
AUGUCCCUGCCCAAAUUCAAGGUCAAGGAGGAGAUGCUGCUCAGUGACGAGUUCCUUCUCGACGCUCUCACUUGGGAGGGUCUCAAUCACCGGUAUCCCGUCCCUCUGCCAGAAGGGGUCGCAGAGUUCGGGCUGUCGCGCAAGUACAUCUGCAGUCUCUACGGCGGAUGUCGUCGAGGGACAUUCAUCAAGCCCGGCGACGAAUGGCUGGGGUGGCACGGGCUCGACGACUGGGUGUACCUCACUAUGGAGUUUGCUCCUCACGCUCCCACAAAGCCAGGACGUUCUGGUCUGUUCUUCGCGUGCAACCGGGCGACGGAGACGUGGCCUCCUGAGAUCAACAAGCCACGCAGACUCUUUGUCCGCCUUGCACAUUCUCAAUGGGUUUACAUGGGACAAUACCGGAUGGCGCCGGGCCUGUCACUCACCGCAGACGCGUGGAAACAACAAAAGGAUCAAGUUCGCCGCACCUGGACGAGGAGCAUCCUCCAUAAACAAUGGGGAUUUCAGAACCUCGCAAGGAUCUGGAUCCGCAAGGAGAAGGGCGUUGACUAA